AUGAAUGGUGUGGUUUGGAGCCUUUUUCAGCACCUGCCGCGCUUCAUGGAGUCUGACAGCCGAGGUUUCCAGCCCUGGAGAGACUACAUGGGCCUGUCGGAGACCGUCAGAGACAUCCUGGCACUGAACAGCGCGGCUCAGUCGUCCCUCUCAGCCCCCAGAGCCUCGCUCCCGGAGCCCGUGGAUCGCCGCAGGGCUCUGGUGUCCAUGCGCCUUAACGCGAUGUGCCACAGUAACUUUGAGGCGGAUUGCGCGCAGGGUCUCCGCGGUGAGUCUCCGCGUCCAGACUCCUCGGCUCAUCGGAGUCUAACUGAUGUGUUGCGUGAGCCAAACCCCGCGCGUGUUGACGCACCAGAUGUGGAGGAUCCCAAACAAGUGGCAAAACCUCACAGGGGGACAAAAGACCGUAAGAGAACGACUCGCCCUAGGACACCCGAGCUCCCGGCGGCUCUUCCACCUCCUCAUCUUCCUCCUCCUCCCGAGCGCAUGUUCUGCAGCUUCUGCAAACACAAUGGAGAGUCCGACGUGGUGUAUGGAUCCCACUGGCUGAAGAACCUGGCCGGGGACGUUAUGUGUCCCUACCUGCGGCAGUACGUGUGUCCUCUCUGCGGAGCCACGGGGGCCAAAGCUCACACCAAGCGCUUCUGUCCCCGGGUGGACAGCGCGUACAGCUCCGUGUACACCAAGUCCAGACGCUGA
Pleuronectes platessa (European plaice) is the source of this 699-nucleotide messenger RNA. It is a transcript of the gene nanos3, whose product is annotated as nanos homolog 3. The record is from RefSeq and is a predicted model, not a curated record. Gene Ontology annotation, molecular function: zinc ion binding; mRNA binding. The transcript has a single exon. Lineage: Eukaryota; Metazoa; Chordata; Actinopteri; Pleuronectiformes; Pleuronectidae. Gene Ontology annotation, cellular component: perinuclear region of cytoplasm. Gene Ontology annotation, biological process: oogenesis; negative regulation of translation. The coding region runs from base 1 to 699 and encodes 232 amino acids.